GCCAUGCCUGCCCAGUAUGUCUAUCUAAAACCGGGCGUCUUCACGGUCGUGGGGUUUUGCUAUGGCAAGGUUGUCGCUUCAGCAAAGCGAGACGGGAAGGUCAAGGUCAAGCUCGUUCGCAGUGGGCGGUGGACGGAAGCUCAAGGCGAGGCUAAGGAGCUGCACUAUGAAGAGAUUGCCUCGAGAACCGUGACGGCCACUGAGGCGCUCGACGGAGCGGGCACCUUUGGUGGAGGGGUGAUCUGCACGUCUCGAGUGCCAGCACGUGGAGCAAGGGUCUGGGACUAUGGCGUCGUUGUCGGCUACAGAUGGGACGAAGACCAGCGAGGAUCACUGGAUGUGAACUUUAACGGGACAGUGGUAGUCAUCGCACAUGAGCCAAUAGCAGUGCUGGAUGUGGCAGUCGAGAUUUACGCGUUGCGGCCAUGUAUGGGCAAAAGUGUCAGUCUCAUUAUGCCACAAGAGCUUCGGCAAAAACACGAGCAAGUGUACAACAAGUUCAACGGUGUCGGGCAGGUCGCAGUGCGCGAAUCCACCCCGAUUCUUGAAGAAGUCGGCGCGAAACAUUUGGACGAGACGCAACUGCUGCCACUGCUCGACAUUACUAGUUUCGAGGUGAGUAUGUUACCUAUUCACCAUAUUCUCGACUAUGUGUACUACAAGGAUGGUGGCCGCACGCCCCCAGACGGAGUGUUAUUCGGCGAAUCAAUUUUCGACCAAGUUCAAGCCGUGCCAGCCCGCCCCCAAGCGAAUAGUGAAGGCGCAGGCACUGGGGCGGAACUGAGCGAUGGUCUUAGCGAGUCACAGGAGGAUUCGAGUGACGAGCCGACACCGCCAAGAAGAUCAAAUGUAUCAGCACAAAAACGCAGACGUAUUACUCGGGCCGGCCAC
This is a messenger RNA of Phytophthora sojae, 891 nucleotides long. RefSeq lists its product as hypothetical. The annotation marks the transcript as partial. NCBI's taxonomy places the organism in Eukaryota, Oomycota, Peronosporomycetes, Peronosporales, Peronosporaceae. The transcript has a single exon. The record is from RefSeq and is a predicted model, not a curated record.